Linum trigynum is the source of this 2677-nucleotide messenger RNA. The record is from the annotation of a GenBank genome assembly. Lineage: Eukaryota; Viridiplantae; Streptophyta; Magnoliopsida; Malpighiales; Linaceae.
GGGUCGGGUUAUAAGCUAGUUGUUUAUAAGGUAUUGGUUCUCUAACGAUUUUUAAAUGGCUCAAUAUCAAUUGGAUCACUAAAGUACGAGCCGUUUACAAUAUCGGAUUAUGCUCUGGUUCAGUUUUGACAACAUUGGUUAAGAGUUUAGACAAACCCACCUCAAUCCGGGAUUUUUUCCUAUAGGCGUUCACCGCUUUCGACGGUUGUAGUGAUUAGUGAAGUACAAACAUAUAUAGUUUUUUUGUGUAUUUUGUGAAUUCAUUAAAAAAUAUGUACUUUAGGAAAAGUUUCUCAAAUCCGCCCAUUGGUUGGCAUCCUAUAAGCAUGUGUACUGUGUAGUAUGUAAACGGUGAGUAACCUAAUUCGAAUUCCCAGAAUAUUUCCCACCAAUAGUCCGAUUUCCCUCAUUCGAAUAUCCAUUUCACUUCCCCAGUUCACCAAACCAACCUAGCAAUGGCGCAGAAGGAAGCUGGUUCGUCUCUUGAUACCCUGAUAUUGCGUUUCAAUGCCAAAACCACCGAGCUUCAGGAUCUCGUAGUCGCCCGAAACAUGUACCCAGCGAGUAGCGUCACUGAUCUGUCAGCAGUUGACACAGCGCUGAAAGCUAUGGAGCUUCAGGUUCACGCAAUCAAGGGCCGGCUGCGAGAGGAAACAGAUGCCAUCCCUAAAGCUAAGAAGCUCAUCGAUGCAUCACUGCGGCAGCAGAAGAAGCUGCAGGGUAUGUCAGCCUAUGUGCCGGUGUAUCUGCCUGAAAGACCAACCAUGUCUAAUUUGGAAUGUGAACGAGGCGCGUCGCGGGAAACUUCUGAUCAACCAACCAGUUACCGGUCUGUGAUAGUUGAGGAGGAGCCUGCAGCGUUACCUAGGGAGAAAAAGGGUCGUGGAUCUCCACCUUUGUGGUAUAUAACUUCCGAAGAGCUCGAUUCAUUAAGCUCAUACAUGAGAGGAAGACUCACUCUAGAUAAGAUCAAUGCAGCUGUCAAUGACAUUGCAGCUUACGCUGAAGCUAAUGUCCAACUUCUUGCAGCUCCAAAAAAGAAGAUAUCAGAAAAUCUAUGGGAAAAAGCUUUGGAGCUGAGGGAUAUUGCAAUGACUGACGCUGCCAAGGGGAAACACUUCUUUGUUGAAACUGACGUGAAGGGACCAAACCUGAAGCUUGACAACAGUGGAAAAGCAAUCUUGACUAUUCUACGCCACCUUGGACGCAUCACGGAAACUCGUAUUGGUCAUCAUCGGGUGAUCAUUCUCUUGAAGAAGCCGUAGUGAGCGGGCAGCUUAAAACAUUGGGAAGCUUAAAACUUGAGAGAAGCUUAGAGAUAAGGAGGUAAGUUUGGAUGUAUGGCAACCAUCUGUGUGCAUUGAAUGAAGCUUAGCGAACCCAAAAUGAGUGGAUCUCAGGCUACUUCGAUUCCUAUGAAGACCAUGAAGAUGAUCAGUCGGAUUGCAAUUUACUGGUAUGAUAUUGAGAAACCAUGAUUUUGACUUGUCAGUGUAGGUAGAUAGAUUCUCUACUUGUAGCUGCCAAAACAAGUGAAGGGGGUGAUAGUUGAUACUAUUGGCUUGAAGUUGCUUACACUUGUAUGGUAUCUCCCAAAAUUCUAGACGACCAUCUAACUAGUAACGUCAGAGUCCCCAACAUCAAUUUUGACAGUAUGGAAUCUCUAUCCUCUAGGCCUAGGAGAGUCUUAAUCCGAUAGUCCCUGCCUACUACUUCAGUAUAGUAACAUUCCUAGGAAACUAUGUGGGUAAAGAGUUUUUAUGUUUUUUUUGUUGUUGUUAAUUGCAACCACCAAAAAUCGGAAGUGGACAGGAGUUGGGUUUAUUAUUUUGGGUUGGGUCACUGGUUGAGUGAGUCAGUUUUCUGAAGUGGCAAAUCCGGUUUCAAUUUUUGUGGGUUAAAAUAUGCUGAUUUGGCGCUUUUGUUAGCCACAUCAGUAAAAAACUGACGUCGUCAACAAAGACUAAUGGAAGGUCACGGUCAGUUACCAAAUUUGAAUUAUAAACCAAUUUAAUAAUCCUAGUGACAAUGCUUACAAUGUACCCUUUUUCAAUAAUGGUCAAUGAUAAGGAGGAAGCUGGGCUCUUCUACUUCUUUUUUUUUUAUUUCUUUUUUUACUAUAGAAUUUUUGUGUGUACAUAACUGGAUUAGUUUUUAAUUAGUGCCAAACUAUGAUCUGUUCUUUCUAUUAGUGGAUUUGUUGGAUUCUUUUUUAAUGGGAAAGUUGAAUUGUAAUAGAAAUAAUUAAAUAAGAGUAACGUAGUAAUUUGUGUUUCAUACUCACAAAUAUAAUCAAGCCAAAUCUAUAGUCAAAAUCAAUAGGCAAACCAUAGACUCUUUUAAAUUCAUAAUGCUCACAAAUUCAUCACAAACCUAGAAUUUUCCAAAACCUCAAUUUUCAAAUCUAGUUGUGGUGAACUUGGGAUAAAGAUUAGAACAACGGGGCCUCCGGCUUACCCCAACAAGUGAAGAAGGAAAACCUAUAAGUUAGAAGCAUGAGGCAUAAGUAGUACCGUUGGGAUUAAUAAAUGUCAUCAUAGAAAUUACCAUAUGUCGUCUUAAAAAUGGUUAAAUAUAUUCUCUUACGCUUUUGACUAUUUUUCCAAAUUUAUUACUAACAAACAAUUUCGCGUUGUCACCGUGGUUUUCUUGUCACUAAUGAAAUGUUAUUUUCCGA